AUGAAAUUUAUUCGCGAGAAAUGUGUUAAUAAACGAACAUUCUUAAUUACCUCUGGUGGACGCGGAAAAAAUGUUGUACCUCAGAUUCAUGAUUUACCACAACUUUAUGCAAUUUAUGUUUAUUGUCAAGAUGUUGAAGGCCAUCAAAAAUGGGUAUCUAAAUUUUCAAAAGUACGUAUUAUUUGUAAUGUUGAUAGAGUGUUACAUCCUCAACUUGCUGUUGAUGUGGCACAAGCCAAUAUUGAUUGGGGAAAUGCACUUCUCAAUGCAGGUAAACGUGAUGAAGCUAAAACGAAAUUCCAAAAAGCAUUGGACAAUUUAACUAAACAUGUUAAAUUUUCUGAUCAAGCUUUCAUGAAUCAAGUGCAAAAAAAUUAG
This is a messenger RNA of Rotaria sordida, 378 nucleotides long. NCBI's taxonomy places the organism in Eukaryota, Metazoa, Rotifera, Eurotatoria, Philodinida, Philodinidae. The record is from the annotation of a GenBank genome assembly.